Molecule: messenger RNA, 3175 nt
Organism: Acanthochromis polyacanthus (spiny chromis)
Lineage: Eukaryota; Metazoa; Chordata; Actinopteri; Pomacentridae
Gene: avpr1aa
Product: arginine vasopressin receptor 1Aa
Exons: 2
Coding region: 284-1516 (410 amino acids)
Biological process (GO): regulation of systemic arterial blood pressure by vasopressin; G protein-coupled receptor signaling pathway; positive regulation of vasoconstriction
Cellular component (GO): membrane
Molecular function (GO): peptide binding; vasopressin receptor activity
Source: RefSeq, a predicted model, not a curated record
UGCAUCCGAUUAAUUUAUAAAGCUCUUUGUUUAUGCCAUAUCUUGUUUCUAAACGUACAAUCACACCGAAUAACUCGUGGGCGUCUUGUUUUUUGCAGUGCGUCCGCUUUACGCACACGCAGUCUGAAAUUUGAAUCGCGUUUUAAAAGCCCCAGCAGCAGCCACAAGUCAGAGAGCAACAGAUCCCCGUGUGUGAGCAUCAGGUUGCUCCAUAUACGGGUUGGAGAGGCACUUCACAGCCCCUCUGGCACUUUAUCUAAAGGGCGCGCAGAGGGGCAGUGCCAUGCACACUCCUGGCAGCGCGCUGCUCCUGAGUGGAGAGAACCAGUCUGUGCUUUUCAAUCUCACUACUGAUCUGAUGAUGGGAACGUCUGGGAACAACACCGUGCACCCGAACGGAUCUGAUCCGUUUGGGAGAAACGAGGAGGUGGCUCAGUUCGAGAUCAUGGUCCUGAGCAUCACCUUCGUGGUGGCUGUGAUUGGGAAUGUGAGCGUCCUGUUGGCGAUGCACAACACCAAGAAGAAGAUGUCACGGAUGCACCUUUUCAUCAAACACCUCAGCCUGGCCGAUCUGGUGGUCGCCUUCUUCCAGGUGCUGCCGCAGCUCUGCUGGGAAAUCACCUACCGCUUCUACGGUCCAGACUUUCUGUGCAGGAUAGUGAAGCACCUCCAGGUGAUGGGGAUGUUUGCGUCCACCUACAUGAUGGUGAUGAUGACCCUGGAUCGUUACAUCGCUAUCUGCCACCCUCUGAAAACCCUCCAGCAGUCCACCCAGCGCUCAUACAUCAUGAUCAUCUCCACAUGGAUGUGCAGCCUGGUGCUCAGCAUCCCACAAUACUUCAUCUUCUCCCUGAGCGAGAUCGAGAACGGCUCAGACGUCUACGAUUGCUGGGCGCACUUCAUCGAGCCCUGGGGCGCCAAGGCGUACAUCACCUGGAUAACCGUGGGCAUCUUCCUCGUGCCCGUUGUCAUUCUCAUGAUGUGCUACGGGUUCAUCUGCCACACUAUAUGGAAAAAUAUCAAAUUCAAGAAAAGGAAAACGAUGUCUGGGGCUGCGAGCAAGAACGGAUUGAUUGGGAAAAAUUCAGUCAGCAGCGUGACAACUAUAUCAAGAGCCAAACUGAGGACCGUUAAAAUGACUUUCGUGAUAGUUCUGGCGUACAUUAUCUGCUGGGCCCCGUUUUUCAUCGUGCAGAUGCGGUCUGUGUGGGAUGAAAACUUCCAGUGGGCUGAUUCUGUGGACACAGCAGUGACUCUGUCUGCGCUCCUUGCCAGUCUCAACAGCUGCUGUAACCCUUGGAUAUACAUGAUCUUCAGCGGUCACCUCCUCCAGGAUUUUCUGCACUGCUUCUCCUGCUACCGCAAAAUGAACAUGGACUUCAAGAAAGAGGACUCAGACAGCAGCAUCCGCAGGACGACGCUGCUCACCAAGAUAUCAAAUCGGAGCCCAACAGGCAGCACUGGCAACUGGAGAGAGCUGGACAAUUCCCCCAAGUUCUCUGUUCAGGCGGAAUGAACACAUGUCUGGCAGUGGCAUUAAGACAUUCAGUGCCAGCUCAUAUUAACUUUGGACAAGACUGAUGGGUGAUAAAAUGUCCCCCAAGCUUAAAAAUGAAAGAGAAAGUCAACCCCUUUGCUUGAAACAGAUAUUGAGUGGUUUUAAAAUUUGCCAAAAAAACACAAAAUAUGGACACAUUAACUGUGGAUUUUUUCCUGGAUUCUAUGUGCAUAUAUGUUUUUCUAACAAAACUUGAGCAAGAAUGUUAGAGAAGCAUCAUUAUCUGGAACAUAAUCUUUUUUUUAAAGCAAAUAUUAGUCAAGUUCCUUAGACUCUCAAUGUGAUUUCUUUUUCAGUGCUUUUAAGAACCUGGAUUCCAGAUGCUUUGACUGGUGUUUGUGUCUCCCUGCAGGGCCGCCAAAACACCCUUUCCUGUCAGAGUGUUUUUAAUGAUAAAACUUACUUAUAGCAGCCAGGGGCAACCAAGGUGGUCAAAUCGUCCUUUGUGUUAAGCUUUCCAUGGUGCUGUUUUGCUUAGAACCACAUUUUAGUGACUUAUGUAAGUCGGAUUGAAAUGCUUCCUUUGACCUAACACACAAAAAAGUAAAAUAACAAAAGAAACGAAAGAAAGCAAUCAUAAAUGUGGGGUACAUUUAUCAUUUUGGUCCUUGCGUGUAUCCACAUUUCUAGCAGCUGGCGGUCCUUUAUGAGGUUCACCUAAUACUGGCUGCCAUUUCUUCUCAGCAGAGGUAAAUGGGAUCCCUUUCAGAACAAAGGCAUAUUCACCUACACACACACACACACACACACGCACACACACUCGCGAGGUGUUUUGAUGAAGAGAGGCUGACCGCUGCUGCAGGAGUCUACCUUCCCACAGACUGUUCCCAAAACGGUUGUGGAGAAGCUCUCACAUUCCACACAGAGCACGUCAACACUCUUCCUGAUUUUUUUUCUGACAUCCUGCACCGUUGGGGGCUUUGUGUUUUGGCUUCAUUUGCACUUCAUACAAAAACAAUUUCCUGCACGCCACCAUAAGGGCUGUCAGACCACAAUGGGAAGCCUCAAAAGAACAUACAUAUUGUAACAACAUCAAGUAUAUUGUAUCACGAUUGUAUAUACACGAGCGUUCAAAAGUUUGGGGUCACUUAGAGAGUCCUAGUUUUUAAAAGAAAGGCAUUUUUUUCACCGAAGAUAACAAUAAAUUACUCAGAAAUACAGUCGAGACAUUGUUACUGUGGUAAAUGACUGAUUUUUAAUGGAAUAUCUACAUAGGGGUGCAGAGGAACAUUUCCAGCAACCAUCACUCCUGCAUUCUAAUGGUACACUUUGUUAGCUAAUGGUGUUGAAAGACUAAUUGAGGAAAACAUGAAUAAAAGUGCAAGCUUUCAUGCAAAACAUGAAAUUGCCUGGGUGACCCAAACUUUUGACCAGUAGUGUAUAAACUGUGCAUAUGUAUAUGUAGCCUAUGUGUACUAUGUACCUCUAUAUGUACAUUUCUCUCCAAGUGUAUAGUUUAUUUGUACAUAAAAGGCCCUUAAAUAUCUGUAAAUACAAGUAUUAUAUGUAAAUCUGUUCAAUAUGAGUUCUAUUCGUCUGUAAUGGCUUGUGCACAUUGAAAAUAAUCUGAAUAUUGUAUAAAUAUAUGUUUAAAUACACAUAUUGAUGUAAAUAAUA